ACAAGCUUGGCACGGAUGGUCACUCUCUUGCACUGAUGUCUGACGCUGUCAGAGGUCCAGUGGCCACAUUUGAGAGGGACGCACCGCACGAGUAGGUUGUCCUCAACGCAGCAUAGAUAGAACAAACUAAUGUAACUCCUCCAAGGGUCAAAUGAGUAGCAGACCUAUUUCUUCUCAUCGCAGUUUGUAAUUCUGGAUAUGCCACAUGUCAGGUGCAGAACAGGAAAGGGUCUGAUUCACACACUUCUCAUAGGAACUCCCUGUUUCCUCAGCUCUUAAAUUCUACCAAAAUGAAGCAUUCGUCAAAUUCUUUAAUUAAAUGAAUGAAGCAAAGUCCUGUCCCAAUGGAAUACUGACAAUAUCCUGGCUUGGUGUUGACUGUUGAAAUAUGCUCUCACGUGAGAUUAAGACAGGAAAACAACACAGUUACACAGAUGGCCUAAAUUGCUAAACAAAAGCAGUCUUUAUCCUAACCUGUUAAACGACUGCUCCAAGAUGGCAAACCCCAGCUCACUCUUGGUCACCGAUGGGGCAGUGCAGAGGCAGGUUGAAGAGGAUCAAUAUAUCCUCUAUGGCGUGGCUGAAGAGGAUGCGUGUGAGUUGGGGUUCACUAGGAAGUAUGACCUCAUCCCAUCCAUCGUCUGCUCAGUAUGCUUUCUGUUCGGCCUCAUCUACUGCUUUUUUGGAUACCGCUGCUUUAAGAUGGUCAUGUUUCUGUCCGGCUUCACGUUUGGGUCUGCACUAGUCUGCAUGUUGUACCAUAAGGAGCCUGUGCUGGACACCCAAUUGACUACAGAGACCAAAGCAGGCAUCCUCCUGGGAGUGGCUGUGCUCUGUGGCCUGGUGACUAUGCUGGUACAGACUGUGGGGUUCAUCAUUACUGGCCUACAUCUGGGGAGUCUGCUCACCCUUGCCAACCUGCUGGUUAUCGGACAGUUUUACAGCCUUACCCCCCUAUGGGCGCCUCUCGGUGCCCUCCUGGCCACGAGCACCUUUUGUGCCAUUCUCACACUGCAGUGGCAGAAACUAUUCACUGUGCUCUCCACGGCUGCAGUCGGUGCCGCUGUGGUGAUGGCGUGUGUGGACUUCUUCGUAGAGACGUCGCUGCUGGCUGGCCAUGCGUACGACAUCCUGUCUCAGGUUCCUCCUCGUUCCCUCUGCUGGUACAGCUUGGUUAUAACAGGUGUAUGUCCUCUAUUCAGUCUGAUGGGGGUGCUGGUGCAAUGGAUGCUCACUGCCAAAGGAGUGUCCCACACAGAAGUACCUGUCAGUGGCCGACAAAGACAGGUCCAACUGAUGCGAAUCAGACAAAGAGAUGCCCAGAGACGACCCCAGCAGGGCACUUACCGCCAUCGCAAGCCUCCAAUCCUAAAGCGCUAUGCUGGGGACGUCCUGGCCCCAAGUUACAUCCAAAGCAUUCGUGACCGCCAGAUGGGUACAGGCUCCUCUACCAACAGCAACAGCACAGUCAACCACUCCAUGAUUGACUUUGAGACAGGCUCCAUGGUGCCCCUGACUGCCUCCUCUCUAGUUUAUAGGGCCUGAGGGAUGACCACCAAAUAAUAGGCAUCUCCUCCCAGUUCCACUUAGGUGCCCUAUACCUCUCUCCAGCAGACCAUUCAUAGACUGUUUUUUGAGACGACAGAAUGAUUCUUGAGACAAAAUUCAAAAUACUAAAUCAAUCUGUUGUUUUGUUUAUUAUUGACAGUCUUAAGGUAUCAUACAGUCAAUCGUAAUAUAACACAUUGAUCCUUCUUCCAAUAAAUCAAAUUGCUUUAUUUUAGUCAGUUUGCUAAUAUACAUUUUUGUGAAGACAUCCAUUGUUAGUUGUAUGCAGUUUACAAGGGGGGAAUUAUACAUUUAGGGAUUUACAUACUUUACACACACAUAAAACAUUUUUGUAACUCGUGUUAUCAAAAUAAAUAAAAUCCUUAAAUGUUACUAUAUUUCACUGUAGCGGGUUAGGUGAUACAUUGGCUUGGCUAUACAGUAUGAAACUCCUGCCUACUUCCUGGAUCGUGUCACACUGUUUUUGAAUGGCCUUAAAGAUUAUAUCAUAACAUUUAUGAAGACGGUAAAUUCAAAUAAAUGUCAAAUUAUACUCGUAUUCGUGGAUGAAUUUACCAUAAGCCAUGAAUAUAAUUGUACAUACAGUUGAAGUCGGAAGUUUACAUACACUUAGGUUGGAGUCAUUAAAACUAGUUUUUCAACCACCCCACAAAUUUUUGAGAAGUCGGUUAGGACAUCUACUUUGAG
Messenger RNA from Oncorhynchus gorbuscha (pink salmon), 2256 nucleotides. RefSeq names its product transmembrane protein 198-like. NCBI's taxonomy places the organism in Eukaryota, Metazoa, Chordata, Actinopteri, Salmoniformes, Salmonidae. Gene Ontology annotation, cellular component: plasma membrane. The record is from RefSeq and is a predicted model, not a curated record. The transcript has 5 exons. Bases 496 to 1545 code for a protein of 349 amino acids.